AUGCCUGGGAAAGUAGCGACGAAGAAAGGAGAGAAGAAGCCGGCGGGUCUGGGGCCGGGCAGACUCAAGGCAGACGGCACGAAGAGCAAGAGGAGAGGACGUAAAGAGAGCUACUCCAUCUACAUCUACAAGGUCCUGAAACAGGUCCACCCCGACACUGGCAUCUCCAGCAAGGCCAUGAGCAUCAUGAACUCGUUCGUCAACGACAUCUUCGAGCGGAUCGCCACGGAGGCUUCCCGACUGGCCCACUACAACAAGAAACACACGAUCACCAGCCGCGAGAUCCAGACGGCCGUUCGCCUCCACUUGCCCGGAGAGUUGAGCAAACACGCCGUCAGUGAAGGUACCAAAGCCGUCACGAAGUACACCAGCAGCAAGUAGCCCGGCUCCCCCAUGGACUAUAGCUAUAAUCUCGCAAAACGAUGACAUAGCCCCGCCUCCUUUCUCUUUUUCCAUCAUCAUUCAUGGUGCAUAACUCUGUCUGGCUCUUUCACUUUUCAUGUUGUAUUGCAUCAUUUUAAACCAUUUUGAUUUAUGCAAUAAACCUUGACCACCC
This is a messenger RNA of Geodia barretti, 556 nucleotides long. The record is from the annotation of a GenBank genome assembly. NCBI's taxonomy places the organism in Eukaryota, Metazoa, Porifera, Demospongiae, Tetractinellida, Geodiidae.